AUGCAUUGGCUGGGACUCUUGUCCAUGCCCCUCGCCGUCCAGGCGCAGGGCUUCAGCACCACCAUGCUGCGGUUCGGCUGCUCUCAGAUUGUCAUCGACCGAAUCGACCCCCUAGUCGAACCGGGUAGCAUCCCAUCUGCCCAUGUGCAUCAGAUGUGGGAGAACGCCUUCAACGCCUCGAUGCCCGUAACCGACAUCUCCAAGCUCGCCUCGUGCACGUCAUGCACCUUUGACCAGGACUUAUCCAACUACUGGACCGCCAACGUCUACUUCCGCGCCCGCAACGGCACCUUCAAGCGCGUUCCGCAGAUGGUCAACGACCAGAUUGGCGCUGCCAACGGAGGCAUAACAGUGUACUACACUGCGCCAGGACCAAACACAGUCACCGCUUUCAAGCCAGGCUUCCGCAUGUUCUCUGGCGACGUCGCCCGCCGGACGCCCACCAACCUCGGCCGCAAAGUUCAGAGCUGCUUCCGCUGUUACACAGGACCCAACUUUGGCGGAAACACAUACUCGCCAUGCUUUGACCUGCAGCGCGACACCGAGGGUUUGCCCCAAACCCCGUGCCCGGGCGGGAUCCGGUCCAGCGUGAUCUUUCCAAUCUGCUGGGACGGCAAGAACCUCGACUCGCCUAAUCACAUGGAUCAUGUGGCUCACCCUGUUGACGGUCCCGCCUCGUUUGCCAUGGUCGACGGCAAGUGCCCGUCGACGCAUCCGGUCAAGAUCCCGCAGGUGCACUAUGAGAUCGUCUGGGACACAACCAAAUUCAACAACAAGGAAGAGUGGCCCGAGGCCGGCUCGCAGCCGUUUGUGCUGUCAACCGGCGAUCCCACCGGAUACGGCCAACACGGCGACUACGUCUUUGGGUGGAAGGACAAUACUCUCCAGCACGCCAUGGACAACCGCUGCUUCGGGCCGACCUGCCGCGGCCUGACGACUCAGGGCUUCAACAAGGCCAACCAGUGCACCGUCAAAACCGUAGUCAGAGAGGACAACAACGGCUGGCUGAAAGAGUUGCCCGGUGGUCAUCACAUCAUGUAG
Messenger RNA from Parathielavia appendiculata, 1041 nucleotides. RefSeq lists its product as uncharacterized. The record is from RefSeq and is a predicted model, not a curated record. The coding region runs from base 1 to 1041 and encodes 346 amino acids. The transcript has 8 exons. Lineage: Eukaryota; Fungi; Ascomycota; Sordariomycetes; Sordariales; Chaetomiaceae.